AUGAGUGGGUCACACCUCCAAGGUACGAGUCUGAUUCGUUUGAGGUUCCAAAACUCACACAACCGUCUCAGGACAGUUUCACCAACUCCGGACCGGAUUUGGUGGUCGGUUCAACCAACCAUCCGGUUCGAACCGGAUACUUCAUUCCAUAUAUACCUUGAUCUUUCCUCUUUCUAAAUUCAGGUUCAUCUGCCUGUAUCCAUUUAAUCAUUUUAAGCCAAGAAAACUGCAGAAAUCCGAAGCCAGCAAAGCAACAGAAAAACAAAGCUAGCAAUGGCAACCAAUGGAGCAGACCAGCAAAACCAGGCCGGGAGGCACCAAGAGGUUGGCCACAAGAGCCUCCUUCAAAGUGAUGCACUUUACCAGUAUAUAUUGGAGACAAGUGUGUACCCAAGAGAGCCUGAAUCCAUGAAGGAGCUCAGAGAAGUGACUGCAAAGCACCCAUGGAACAUCAUGACCACAUCAGCUGAUGAAGGCCAGUUCUUGAACAUGCUUCUCAAGCUCAUCAAUGCCAAGAACACCAUGGAGAUUGGGGUCUUCACUGGUUACUCCCUCCUUGCCACAGCUCUUGCCAUUCCUGAUGAUGGAAAGAUCUUGGCCAUGGACAUAAAUAGGGAAAACUAUGACUUGGGUCGUCCAAUUAUCGAAAAAGCCGGCGUUGCCCACAAGAUUGACUUCAGAGAAGGCCCUGCACUCCCAGUUCUCGACCAACUGGUCGAAGAUGAGAAGAAUCAUGGGUCAUAUGAUUUCAUCUUCGUGGACGCAGACAAAGACAACUACAUCAACUACCACAAGAGGCUAAUUGAUCUGGUGAAGGUUGGGGGUUUGAUCGGCUACGACAACACCCUAUGGAAUGGCUCCGUGGUCGCGCCCCCUGAUGCCCCGCUCCGCAAGUACGUUAGGUACUAUAGGGACUUCGUGCUGGAGCUCAACAAGGCUCUCGCAGCUGACCCCAGAAUUGAGAUCUGUAUGCUUCCAGUUGGCGAUGGCAUCACUCUCUGCCGUCGGAUCAAAUGAGCAACCCCAAUUGACCUCAUCACAUUUCCUUGAUGAAGCAAAGCAAAUCGGUGUUUCUUUUCUUUUUCUUUAUUGUCUGUGGAUUUGUAUUUGGAUGGGUCGUGAAUGUUGAUGGUGAAGGAUUAAAAGGCUAAUCCCAUAUUAAAAUGUGCUGAUUAAAUUUGAUGCCUUAAUUAUAAUAUACCAAAAAAAUGAUUUCGUUAUUUGUUUUUGCGUAA
Messenger RNA from Prunus dulcis (almond), 1235 nucleotides. Its product is annotated as caffeoyl-CoA O-methyltransferase 5. Bases 274 to 1017 code for a protein of 247 amino acids. The transcript is spliced from 5 exons. The record is from RefSeq and is a predicted model, not a curated record. Gene Ontology annotation, molecular function: O-methyltransferase activity; S-adenosylmethionine-dependent methyltransferase activity. NCBI's taxonomy places the organism in Eukaryota, Viridiplantae, Streptophyta, Magnoliopsida, Rosales, Rosaceae.